Molecule: messenger RNA, 1160 nt
Organism: Ilex paraguariensis (yerba mate)
Lineage: Eukaryota; Viridiplantae; Streptophyta; Magnoliopsida; Aquifoliales; Aquifoliaceae
Source: the annotation of a GenBank genome assembly
AUGGAUCCAAAGCUCACGGAGGUUUCGCAACUGUUCGAUCGAUUCAAAGCUGCUUUCGUGAGGAACGAUUUUGAUACUUGCAAGGCUCCUCUCUCAACUCAAGACUAUCCUAUUGACGUAAUGAAAGUUGAAACCAGUGCAAAUGUGGUCUUGCUGACAGAAUUCAAAAGUCUUCCUCCUUUAUUUGAAGAAACACCUAAAGCACUUCAUGAGUUGACAAUAGCAAGGGAUAUAUAUGAGCAUGCAGUUGUUCUAAGUGUGAAGACUGAGGAUCAGGAUGCUUUUGAGAGGGAUUUUUUUCAGCUGAAACCGUAUUACACUGAUGCACGUGACCGUCUUCCACCAUCCGCUCAGGAGUAUCCCAUCCUAGGUCUCAACCUUUUGAGACUCCUUGUGCAGAAUAGAAUUGCUGAAUUCCACACUGAACUGGAGUUGCUCUCAGCCCGUGCUCUGGAGAAUCCUUGUAUCAAGCAUGCCGUGGAAUUGGAGCAAUCUUUUAUGGAAGGAGCUUACAAUCGUGUGUUGAGUGCUAGACAGACAGUACCUCAUGAAACCUAUGUUUAUUUCAUGGAUCUACUGGCCAAGACAGUCAGGGAUGAGAUAGCUGGAUGUGGUGAGAAGGCAUAUGAUUCCCUUUCAGUUAAUGAUUGCAGACAAAUGUUGCUGUUCACUUCGGACAAAGAACUUUUUGAAUAUAUCAAGGAGGACCAUCCUGAGUGGGAGAUAAAAAAUGGGUUUGUAGUUUUCCAAAGGGCUAAAGAAUCUGCACCUUGCAAGGAGAUACCAUCUUUGCAACUCAUCAAUCAGACGCUUAGUUAUGCAAGGGAGUUGGAGCGGAUUGUUUGAGGGGAAUUCUGCUCCAUCCUUUGUUUCUUUCAUUGCAAUUCUUUAUGCUUAGAACUGUUAUCUGCCUCGGCUGAAGUGUUUCCUUUUUUAAUACAAUACCGAAGUUAGGGAUGUUAAUCAGCUUUUGUAUUACGUCUACCCUUAGAAACGUAUCUACCAAAUUUAUUCUCUUAGAAGCGGACAAUUUCUGCAUUCGUUUUGGAGAUUUCUUCGAUGCGGUGGUGUGUUACUUUUCAACAACAGCUGUUUGCUUUUGCCUAGUGGGAAAGAAAUGCAAAUUUACUGGACAGUUUGGUACGUUGGAUGAUUAACAU